CGCCACACAUCGCAUUCAAGUUCCAUAUAACGAACAAAGCACUCUAGCAAUUCGCUUCGAUCCAAAAAGAUUACGCUGUCAAGAAGGUACUGGAAGUCAUUUGGAAUCAGCAUUCAGCAUAAUCCCAAUCAAAGCCCAUCAAAUUGAAGCAGGCGUCGCCUUCUGCGCCAGUGUGUGUAAAGGCAGCUAAAUUCGAUAAAGAGAGGCCUAUUUAACAUUGUCUCCCACAACGAGUCGCCUCAUUCUCAUUCGUUCGUGCACUCCAAGCAAAACAACUCAAGUGAACAAUUUGUUCUGUGAUUUUGUGUAAAGACUUUCCAACUUUCGACGAACAAAGAUGGUGAAAUUAAUCGCUACCCUGUUCCUGCUGGCCGUGGUGGCCCAGGCCUAUGGAGAUUUCAAGUCCGAGCAGAAAAGCAAAAGUGUGGUGAGAGAGCUAGAGAUUGAGGCCGCAAAGCAAGGGCAAAAAGCGAACUCAAACCGUGGUGAAGGUCAAGAUCAGGGAUGCAAAGGCUCCCUGGAGGUGCCCGAGAUUACCAAGGAUUGGGUUGACAUGAAGGAUGCUUGCAUCAAGGGCAUGCGUCAUCAGAUCCAGGAGGAGAUCAAUGCCUCCUACCAGUACUUGGCCAUGGGCGCCUACUUCUCCCGCGACACUGUGAACCGCCCUGGAUUCGCCGAGCACUUCUUCAAGGCCGCCAAGGAGGAGCGCGAACAUGGCUCCAAGCUGGUUGAGUACCUGUCCAUGCGUGGCCAGCUGACCGAGGGUGUGAGCGAUCUGAUUACUGUGCCGACCGUGGCCAAGCAGGAGUGGACCGAUGGUGCCAGCGCUCUGCAGGAUGCUCUCGAUCUGGAGAUCAAGGUCACCAGGUCCAUCCGCAAGCUGAUCCAGACCUGCGAGGGCAAGAACUAUAACCAUUACCAUCUGGUGGACUACCUUACCGGCGUCUAUCUGGAGGAGCAGCUCCAUGGACAGCGCGAGCUGGCCGGCAAGCUUACCACCCUCAAGAAGAUGCUCACCUCGCACGGCGAGCUCGGCGAGUUCCUGUUCGACAAGAACAUGUAAGAUGGAUCAGGAGGAGUCCAAAGGGAGCAGCCCCAGUCACGCCAGUCGACAUCAAAAUAGUGUUCUGUUAUCUGUUAUCCGAGAGAGCCUUCCCCGAGGGUCCGUCAUUAUAAAUCAUCAUAAACUUUGAAGAAAAACAAUCGCGGUUUCGCACUCUUUGACUGGCCAAUAAAUUAUCCGUUCGAUUGCGAUCCCAACACAAAAAAAAUUAUAGAAAGCACAUUAAAAUUCCACGUCUGUUCUUUAGUAUAUUAA
Drosophila serrata is the source of this 1318-nucleotide messenger RNA. It is a transcript of the gene Fer1HCH, whose product is annotated as ferritin 1 heavy chain. The record is from RefSeq and is a predicted model, not a curated record. Gene Ontology annotation, molecular function: ferrous iron binding; ferric iron binding. Lineage: Eukaryota; Metazoa; Arthropoda; Insecta; Diptera; Drosophilidae. Gene Ontology annotation, cellular component: cytoplasm. Gene Ontology annotation, biological process: iron ion transport; intracellular iron ion homeostasis.